Messenger RNA from Pieris rapae (cabbage white), 3538 nucleotides. It is a transcript of the gene Nt5c, whose product is annotated as 5'-nucleotidase domain-containing protein 3. The record is from RefSeq and is a predicted model, not a curated record. The coding region runs from base 243 to 1775 and encodes 510 amino acids. Gene Ontology annotation, molecular function: 5'-nucleotidase activity. NCBI's taxonomy places the organism in Eukaryota, Metazoa, Arthropoda, Insecta, Lepidoptera, Pieridae. The transcript is spliced from 9 exons.
GUAACACUAUUUUUCUGUUCUAACCUGUGUUUAAACUUACGUGCUGUGAACAAGUGUUUAUUUAUCUUCCUGUUUGUCGAAGUAAAACUAAUAGAAACGAAACAAUUCAUGCUUGAGAAUAAAAAAAAAUAUGUGUAAUGGUGUCACGUAAAAUUUAAAAUCCUACAUAACGUGAUAUUAAAAUGAACACAAGUUUUACGUAAGAAAUUUUAAAAAAGUAGUGCUAUUUUUAUUCGUUUAAUAUGAAUACUUCAUGUGCCAGCAGAUUUUUAAAAAUUAAACGCAGUCUAACACAUAAAGACGUAUUAUGCUGUUUUUUUAUUACUGCUAGGAGUUUUUCCACUAGAGAACUCUUAAAUGAAGCGUACUGUCGCACAAAGCUAAAGUGUCGCUCUAAAAAGCUCCCACAAGAUGUCAAUCCCCAAGGAGUUUUCGCUUGCAACGAGCUUGAUCUUUCUGAGGUGAAGGUAUAUGGGUUUGAUUAUGAUUAUACACUUGCUCAUUAUAAGCCCAGUCUUGAACAUUUACUAUAUAAUCUGGGACGGGACAUGCUACUUGAAAAAUAUAAGUACCCUGCUGGAAUAGCUAAUCUGGAGUACAAACCCGACUUUGCUGUUCGAGGAUUGCAUUAUGACAUUGAAAAGGGAUUACUAUUGAAAUUAGAUUCAUUUCUACAAAUACAGUUUGGGGCUGUUUACAGAGGGUUGACACCUGUAUCAACUGAGGAAGUUCUUAAACUGUACAAAAAUAGAAUUAUACCUAUAGCGUAUGUUGAAGGUGACACAAGGGCUCACAAGACAAAUAUAGCAAAGAUGGUUCAUUUGGCAGAUUUGUUCUCUGUACCAGAAAUGGGUUUGCUGUGUAAUGUUGCUGAGUAUUUUAAUAAAAAUCAUAUAGAUUAUCAUCCAGAGAUACUCUUUUUGGAUGUCAAGAACUCUGUACAACAUUGUCAUCCAAUAAUGCACAAAAUCGUUGCUCAAAACGUGGAGGAAUACGUGAGACCAAAUUCAGGUCUUAAAAAAUACUUUCGACUUCUUCAAGAAGAAGGAAAGAAGCUGUUUCUAGUCACUAACAGUCCCUUUCAUUUUGUGAAUGCUGGAAUGGAAAUGCUUGUUGGUCACGAGUGGAGAGAUUUCUUCGAUGUCGUUAUAGUAAAUGCAAAUAAACCUAAGUUUUUCACAGAAGUUUCAAGGCCAAUUAGGGUGUUCGAUAAAAAUGCAAAUACACACAUAUGGGAAAAAGUAACAUCCUUAGAAAAGGGCAUUAUUUACUAUGAGGGUACAGUGAAGCAGAUGCAGGAUCUGACGGGUUGGAGUGGCCAUCAAGUUUUAUAUUUCGGUGAUCAUCCGUACAGCGAUCUCGCUGACGUCACACUUGAACACGGCUGGCGGACUGGAGCAAUUAUUAACGAACUAACGCACGAAAUAAACACACUAAACACAAGGACGUUCAAAGAGAACGCGAACUGGCUUCAAAUGCUCACCCAGCUUAUCGAGGACCACCAAGACUAUAAGCAGCCUGAGGCACUAGAGAUCAUUGAUAAAUGGAUGGCUGAGAGAGAUUACCUCAGAAACGCAACAAAAUCAGUCUUUAACCCUCAAUUUGGAAGUGUUUUUCGUACAUAUCACAAUCCUACGUACUUUUCAAGGCGUUUAUUCCGAUUCGCGGACAUCUACACGUCAAAUAUACGACAUCUUCUAAACUACUCACUAACUCACACGUUUUAUCCUCGUCGUGGUGUAAUGCCACACGAAUAUGGUUCUUAUUUCGUCUAGAAUAGGAAGUCUAUUACAGUAUAUUAUAAUAUAUUAUAUUAUAGUAUAUGAUAAUAUUAUAUUAAUACAGUAUAUUUUGCAUUAUACACGCACAGUAUUUAUGACCCAAUCAUGAAAUCAACGAAACUUUGAAGGAUAUUGUAUUUUUUAACGUGUUUAUUCCAUGUAUAUAAAAACAAAUUAUAUAUUAGCUUACGGUUAGAUUAGGCGGUAAAAAUCGAAUACAAAAAUCGUCACACGCUUGAACAGAGACGGUACAACUGUGCAAGCGAAACUAUGACUACCGCCAUUUUAUAUAAGUUUUUUUUCUAUAUAUCUUUGUUUGUUUUAUAGAGUAUACUUUUAGGUUCAAAAAACAACGUUGAAAAUUUAUAUAUUUUAUUACUAUUGUUUUAUCGAUUUUGUUUAUUGUUAUCUCAUAAGCGUAGAUAUUAUACAAUUAAUGGUUUUCAUUACUUCGAUAUUAAUGAAUUAAUGCCAUUUGUUAACGCACUAAGCCUCAUCUAUUUAAUACAUUGUCCUUGUUACUCUCUUGGCAUUUAGUAAAUGUGACAAUCCAUUCAAAUGUGAAGAUCCAUUACUAUAUCGAAUGGUCGUGGGUGAGUUUAGGAAUAAAACUAGUUUUUGAUAACUAUAUAAUUAAUUUGAUUUUUAAAUGGCUUAUCAUUUAUAAAGGUCUUGUUACAAUUAGUAAGUCCAGCUUUAUAACUUGUUUUUAUGUAUAAAAUCCCAGCCGUAAUGCUUAUAAGUAUUAAUUCUAUAUAGGGAAUGGCAAAGGCACUAAUCUAAAAAAAAACUAUCUGGUUGAUUGCGAUUCUCAUCAAUACUCAAGUCAUUAACAAAUAUGAAUGAAAAUCUCUACGCUCUAUCUAUCUAUAUGUGAACGCUUUUAAUCUACGCUACAUUGAUAGUUUUAUAGAAAAUCUCAAAUCAACUGGUAUUAUAGAAAGGUAUUGCUCAAUAGUAGUUCCUAUUAAUUAGAAAAACUAUCUUUUCUAAUUCUUAAAAUGUUUUCAUAACGGAUUUAUAAAUGUGAGUUACAAUUCAAUGAAAACCAUAUCAAUUAAACUAGUCAAAGUUAAUCAAACUGAAGCAAUCAUCUCGUUUUAUAUUUAGUUUUUUACAUUAAUGUUAAAAAUCAAAUCAGUGUUACCGUUUUAUUAAUUUAUGAUGUGUUUAAUGUUUUUUUAACAAAAGAUAUUAUGUAGUGAACACAGUAUUAUAAAUAUACGUAGCUUAUUGUUUUCUUGAGCUUCAUUUAUAACAAGCGCUAGAUAUCAUAUGAGGUAUUAUAUCGGUACUUUGACAUACUAUGUUCUGGGGUUGCCAUACAACUAAAAAUGGAAAGCUACUGUAAAUUAGUAGGACGUAAAGUUUUGGUUUAUGUUCCAAGAAACUGUUGUUAAGCGAUUAAAUACAUUUAUAAAAUAUUGAUGUUUUAUCAAUUGUGCCAAAAUCUACGUCCUACUGUGAUGAGUAAUAGGCAAUUUGUUCUUGUCAAUAAUUGGAAAUGCGAUUUUAAAUUUAUUAAGCUUAUUCAGAGCGUUGUGUGCCAAACACCUAAUUUAUUACUAUAGUUAUAGUGAAAGUGAUCUUGCCAUAGAUAAUUCUCAUUGUUUACGCAUAGAUAAAAUUUAAUUGUUAAAGACUUUUAUUUUAUAUUUUAAUUGUUGUAUUAUUUCGUUGUCUCAGUCAAUUAAAGUAGAUAUAUCAUAAUACUGUGCCCCUUAUGAUAACAUGUGCCAUUAAACAGUUGUGUCAAA